Molecule: messenger RNA, 1593 nt
Organism: Letharia columbiana
Lineage: Eukaryota; Fungi; Ascomycota; Lecanoromycetes; Lecanorales; Parmeliaceae
Exons: 3
Coding region: 1-1593 (530 amino acids)
Source: RefSeq, a predicted model, not a curated record
AUGAUGAGUAUCAAAGCAGCUGUGAAUGACACGGAGGUGAAAGUGAUGGUGAAGCGUCUAUGGCGGCAGCUUAUCCGACACCUUCUGAAAGAUACCGAAACUCUCACAAACAAAUACGGGCUACGAGCGUACAAUCCUGCCGAUGAUACACUCCCACAAUCAGGUAUCAGCUCCAACGCCCUCAAACGUUUUCGUCUUCGAUUGCGUCGACAGUCUCAAGGAUCCGGCGUUCUCGAUAAGACUAGGCGGGCCAUCCACGAUGAGACAAAGUUCCAGAAGUUCGUAGACGAUAUCCGGGACUUGAUCGAUGGCUUGAAUGAAACGGUGCCUGUGUCAUCCGAGUUGGAAGAACAGAAAGUACAGGACGAUAUCGCAUCAAUGGUCGACGACAUCCAAAGCCUCCAUUUAUUCCAAGAAGCAUGUAAAGAUGACUAUCCCAAGUGGUGGACAGCAGCAAGCGCGGCGAUCGAUGUAUCUGAUGUUACUACUCUCGAAAAGCGAUUGGCGGACGAACGUCUAGAGCACUAUGAGCUUCCAAUUCAGGGCGGUUCGGGUGCGGAGGUUGGUGUUCCCAUGAUACCAACGCAUUUUGGCGAUCAAAAAGUCUACUUGGACACUAAAAAGCCGGGUUUUUUUAUGUUGACGGAAUCUUGUCGUGCUCAAGGCUCAGAAGCACCUUGUGUUCAAUCACGCUUAGGAACGAUGUCCUUUCAAAACAUUUAUAGCAUCAUUGCCCCAGGCACUGUGCGUACUCAUUCCGCUCCCGGGUAUCGCAUUACAAAACAUAUCGACCCGCAAAACUUCACCUACGUGGACUUAGAAAAGUACGUUGAGAACUUGGACGCUUUGAAGGUUGACGCAAUAACGGAAGGAAAACCUGCGCCCGAAGUAGACGACCGUCAUCGCGUCAGAGUGUACAUAUAUUGCCCACCUUGUGCAUGUCAGGUUGCGACUGCUUUUGACAUAUGCAAGUACAGCGACAAGAAGGAUUUUGUGGAGUUCUAUAUUCGAAUCGAUCAUCGCCAAAGGACAAGCUGUUCAGCGUCAGUCUCCAGGAUUGAAGGGCUUAUCUCAGUCAUUGAUCACCUUAAGAAGAAAGAGAAGAAUUAUCAUCAAUCGCAUCGUGAUUUCGAAAUGGACCGGCUGAAAGCGAUCGACCGCGAGUGGCUGGAACGGCAAGUCUACCACUACACGGAGGAGGAUCGCUUAGCAACGCUGUCCCCAGCAAACCAGCUUGCACGUAUUGCUGAGCUCCACAAGGAUGAACAACCAUGCGCGGCUAUCAUUCUGCUUGGAGAGGCAGACUACUGCAUCCCGCUCAUGGGAGCGCUGCCGUUCCGUCCGUUUGAGCCAGGCGGACUGCCUCGGGAAACCCAGCUCUUCAGGAGCUGGCAAAAGCCCGACCCGCUGCUCAAGCGCUUCUGCUGGGAGAGGGAUUACAUGGGGACAUACUCAUCAAAAGCUCCGUUGCCACCUAGAAGGCCAGUACCUGCAGACUCGGAUACAACGCAGAGGUUGGAGAGCGCUCAGCGCAUUCUCAAACGACCCAGAAGCUCGACCUCAGAGGAAGGCUCUUCACCUCUUGUAAUCUGA